Molecule: messenger RNA, 2561 nt
Organism: Vidua chalybeata
Lineage: Eukaryota; Metazoa; Chordata; Aves; Passeriformes; Viduidae
Product: zinc finger protein 239-like
Exons: 2
Coding region: 421-1497 (358 amino acids)
Source: RefSeq, a predicted model, not a curated record
GAAGUAGGAGAAGGAGGUGGCAUUACGGAGGAGGAAGAGGAGGGAUGGAAGAGGAGGCGCGGGAGGAAGAGGAAGGACAAAGGAGGAUCAAGGAAAGGAGAAGGAACCAUGAGGUCGAGCGCUCCUUGAAUUCGCAGCCCCUCUGGGACCAUCACCCCUCAUCCCACAGGAUUUCCCGUUCUCAGACCUUAGCUGGAUGGAGGAGGAGGCUGCAAGGAGGAGGAAGAUACCCUGGGACACCCGGGCAACCUCUCUCCUGCUCCAUCUCCCAGCCCAGCACGGCCCCCGGCUGCAGGACAACCCCACUGCCGACGCCGUCCUGCCGGGGACGCACUGGGGGGAUCUCCUUGCCCUUCCCUCUGGCACGGAGGCAAAUCCCAUCCUCUCCUUGUCCUUCCUCCCCCAGACAGGGAGCUGAGGAUGGAGACCAGGGGUGACAAAUCCCCACGGCACAACCUCGUGGAAGAGGCUGUUUUGAGCAGCUCCAUGGCACAUGAAUCCAACAGGGAGGAAAAGCCGCAGAGAUCCCACAGGAGGACGGUCUGCAAACCCAGCUCAGGGUGCUCUGAGGAGGAAAGACCCACCCUGUGCCAGGAAGGUGGGCAGAGCUCCAGCCAGAGCUCGGAGCUGGUGGUCCAUGAGCAGCUUCAUGAUGGGGAGAAGCCCUACAAGUGUUUGGAGUGUGGGAAGAGCUUCAGGAAGAGCAGCACCCUGAUCCGCCACCAGAUGAUCCACACCGGGGAAUGGGCCUACGAGUGUGGGGAGUGUGGGAAGGGCUUCAGCUGCAGCUCCCAACUCAUCAGGCACAAGCGUAUCCACACUGGGGAGAGGCCCUAUGAGUGUCUCGAGUGUCAGAAGAGGUUUCAGACCAGCUCCAGUCUCCUCAGGCACCAGCGUAUUCACACUGAGGAGAGGCCCUUCCGCUGCCUCGACUGUGGAAAGGGCUUCAAGUACAACUCCACCCUCAUCACCCACCGGCGCAUCCACAGUGGGGAGAGGCCCUACAAAUGUGGGGAAUGUGGGAUGAGCUUCAGCCAGAGCUCGAACCUGAUCUGCCACCAGAAGAUCCACACCAGGGAACGGCCCUACGAGUGUAGGGAAUGUGGGAAGAGCUUCAGCUGCAGAUCCCACUUGAUCUGCCAUCAGAGGAUCCACACUGGGGAAAGGCCAUACAAAUGUGGGGAGUGUGGGAUGACCUUCAGCCAGAGGUCCCACCUGAUCAUCCACCAAAUGAUCCACACUGGGGAGAGGCCCUAUGAGUGUCCAGAGUGUCGGAAGAGGUUUCAGACCAGCUCCUAUCUCCUCCUGCACCAGCGGAUUCACAUGGAUGAGAGACCCUUCCGCUGCCCUGAGUGCAGGAAGGGUUUCAAGUGCAACUCCACCCUCAUCAGGCACCGGCGCAUCCACACUGGGGAGAGGCCCUACGAGUGUCCCCAGUGUGGGAAGAACUUCUCCAGGAGCUCUAACUUGUCCGGACACCAACGAAGGCACCAGUAAGGGAAGCCCUUUGAGUGCCCCGAGUGCGGGAAGACCUUUGUGCCAUGCUCCAACUCCAUCUCCCAUGGGAGAUGGAGUUGGUCAGAGCCCUGGUGACCCACAUUUCGUGUUAUCCAUGCUGGGAAGACACCUGGCUGGUUACCCUUUUGGUUUGGCUGUAAUUUUCUUCUGAUUUAUCUUCAUCCCUUAAAAACAACCAAAAUAGAACUAAAAGAAAUUGAUCAGAGAUGCUUAAAGCCCCACCAUUUCACAGGAAUUUGAGGAGGAAUUUAUGGUUUGGGGACAUAUUCUGGAAGAUUUCUGGGUUCUUGGGUGAUUUCAGGCAGUGUUCUUAAUCUCUUUCCACUCCAAAAGCCAAGAUGGAUUGAUCUGUCACCUCAGAAUGACUCAUUCCCACUCAAAACAACUCAAUCAAGCCCCAAAAGGGUUCAAUCCCACCUCAAAAUGGCUUGUUCCCCCUUAAAAUCGCAGUCCCAUGACAAAAGUACUCAAUUCCACACCUUCCAGGGUGAGAUGGGCUUGGAAGGCGACUGGGAGAAGUGGGAUCCAAAUUUGAGGGUGUGGGAUCAGGAUUGUGUGCAGCUAGGUGUAUGGGAUGUAUUUUGAUAGUAAAUAAACAUUUCAGAAUUAUUGAUUCCUGUCCUGUUGGGGAAUGACUGCAGGAACAGGGCCAUGGAUCGAUGGAACAAUUGUUCCAGCAAUCCUCUGUGUAAAACCCCAAAAACAGCUCUGUGCCUGGGAACAGCACUGUGUUCAGGCCUGGGAAUUAGUACACUAUGCUUGGCCUAGGAACAGUACACAUUGCUUGUACAGAUAGCAGAGGCAGAGUAUCCUUGAGAUAUGAGUUGUACAAGAAUAGGAUGUAAAACAAGCUGUACCUAGUAAAGUAAAAUGUAUCAAGCUAUAGGAUGAAGAACUUAGAAGCAGUUGAAACUGCACAUAGGAAAACAUGGAACAAUGAACCUUUAUGAAUUAACCAAUGAGAAGCUUGUUGCUGAUAUUGCUUGUAAAAGACUAUAUAAACUGACAGGAUUUCUGAAUAAAUCAGAGCUUGCUUAUCAACA